GAUUCGGCCGUGGUGGUUCAACUAGGCAUGGAAAUUCGUCAGAUGCUGACAACGGUUCUUCAAAUUGGGGUCAAUACUCAGAAUUUGGCCGCGGAGGUCGCGGUGGGUCUUCAAAUUGGGACUCAUCCAUUUCAAACAGAGGAGUUCCUGGCUCCAAUAGAGGUUCAUCAGGAUCUUAUUCUAGAUUUUCUAAGAAUUCCGAAGGAUAUAGUAACAGUAAUACAUUCCAACAAAAUAUAUCAAAUCGAUCUACCAUCAACCAAUCAAGAUUAUAUAGUGAUCAAAAAGAAAUAAAAAGAUCAUCACGGUUUGAUGUUCCACCCUCACCCCCCUCCUCUUCAUUUCCACUCCCUCCCCCCUCAUCGUCUUAUCCUACCCCUCUGCCCUCCUUAUCUUACCCACCCCCUCCUCCUCCCGCCUCCGCACCACCACCGCCCUUUCCCCGUUUACCUCCUUCAACAGGUUCUUCCUACCCUCCUCCACCUCAAUUUUCGAACUUGAAUGGAAGAGUGUCAACUGUAAGGAUUGAGAGUAAAGCGGAGAUUAAAUCGGAGGGGAGAGGGGUAAAACGGGAACAGUCUUUCACUCAAGCACUCAGGGAGGUUAAAGCUGAUUCUAAAAAGGAUUCCAACUCCUGGCAAUCUGAAUACGAAGCCAAGAAGAGAGCAAGGAUGGCCGGGAAAAUGUAGUAAAAUAUCUAGUUGGCCGGCGAAAUGGCCGAUUUUCCUGACCCCGGAGGGUUAGUGAUUAUGAAUCAACUUAAUCGAUCUCAUGAUUUAAUUAUUUCUAGAAGAUAUAUGUAAUGUAUGAUUGUAUCGGGUGUAAUGAAUGUAGACUAUUACGUAUUUUUGCUCUGUGGGUGGGUACUGUGUAUGAAAUGAAAAAGAAACGAAAUUAUAAAUGUUAUUAAACUCUGCCUCAACUUUUAGUGUGGUGAAAAUGAAUGAAUAAUAUUUGGAAUUGUUGAGGGAAAGGUCAACUCCCCCACCCCAUACUUUUUCUACACUAAAGGGGGAGAGAUAUAUGAUAAAUUUUACAGUUGCACAGUUGAGUAAAAAGCAGACCUUGGAAUUUGAAAAUUUCUCACUAAAUUUUAUAUGUAAAUAACCACAGCUUGUAUUUUAAUCAAAAUUUUGAUAAACAAUGAUUCAUGCAGAAUUAUUUCUUCAGAAAAUAUGAAAAUCUAGUUUUCUUGAAGGCUUUGACGAUGGAUCGAUUCAUGGAGAAGGGUGUUUCUCAAAAUAAACGAGCUCGCCAGCUAUCGAUAGCUAGGGAUCAACUUCCAACAGCUGAGCAAGAUGACCGGUCAGCAAAGAAGCCUCGUGAACACAAUCUCAACCUGCAAACAGAUAUCAGUUCUUUCAACGCAUCUUUCAAUCUUUCAACCCCCUCUUCAAUAGCCUCUUCAGUACCCUCUUCAGUACCCUCUUCAGUACCCUCUUCAAUACCCUCUUCAAUAGCCUCUUCAGUACCCUCUUCAAUACCCUCUUCAAUACCCUCUUCAGUACCCUCUUCAUUACCUUCAAACCUGGGCGCAUCAGAAGAAUCUUGGAGUGACAUGCCAUUAUCUGGGAAUGUCUCCGACCAGCGAGAUUCAAGUUCGCGGGGUGAUACUCCAACAUCCAGUGAAACCAAUGGUGGUUCUUCUUUGCCACUAACUGAAGACUGCAAUAUAGGAAAUGAGAGUGACAGUGACCUUGAUUACGACGACCUGGACGAUCUAGUGGUUCCUAGUGAUGCUGACGACUUCCUCGAUGACGAUGAUGGUGGCGCUGAUGAUGAUGGAGAAGAUGAUCAUAGUGUUGCUUCAACUGCAACUACAGCUUCGACAGGAUCUGUUGGAUCUAACACACCCUCAGUAGUUGGCGAAAGCUUGGAGAAUUUCUCUCUUGGAGAAUCUAAGAAAAUUGCUAGUUGGGUCAGCCUGGCUCCUAACCUUACAGAUUCACCUGCUCUUAGGAGUUCUUUGUUCUCGAAUAUACCUCCUACAGUAAACUUUAUGUUACACAAUGAAACCUCAGCUCAUCAGCUCCCCGACGAUAUCAAACGACUGUUAAAAUGGCGACUUUCGAACAUAACCCCAGCGAUUGUCAAGAGGUGCGCCAGUAAUUCAGGAUUCCGUUUAAUGCGACGAACUUGUCUUGACUGGGGAGCAACUUGGGGAAAACAUAUGAAAUCUACAUUAUUCAAGGAUAUAAAGGAUAAUCAAAAACUGAACCAUUUUCCUGGAACUUUUAACAUUGGAAGAAAAGACCGACUUUGGAAAAACUACCAUAGACUGAUGUUGAAGUUUGGUAAAUCUGAGUUUGGAUUUCUACCAAGAACCUUUGUUCUUCCAGCAGAUACUAAGCUUCUGAAAAAGGUCUGGGAGAGACGAGGUGGACGAGGACGAUGGAUUGUGAAACCCCCUGCCCUGGCCCGAGGUAUUGGUAUCAGUGUGGUCAACAAGUUCUCAAGCAUACCAAAGAACAAGCCCCUGGUGGUGCAAAGGUAUAUUGCUCGACCGUACCUGAUAAAUGGAACAAAGUUCGAUCUGCGUCUCUACCUCCUUGUAACGAGUAUAAACCCCUUGAGGCUCUACCUUUAUGACGAUGGCCUUGUCAGGUUUGCGUCGAAUAAGUACAGUAAUGACAGUAGUAGUGUUGGUGAUGUUUACAUGCAUCUCACAAACUACAGCAUCAACAAGAAUUCAGCAACUUAUUCACAAAAUGAAGACAGUUCAUCGUGUCAGGGGCAUAAAUGGACACUGAAAACUCUUUGGCGCCAUUUUGACGAACAAGGGAUUGACCACACGGUUGUCUGGGAGAAGAUCAAGGAUCUGAUGAUCAAAACGAUCAUCUCAGCCGAGGGAUCCAUGGCAAGCUUGUUCCAGCAGAAUGUUGGUAGCAGGUAUUCCUGUUAUGAACUAUUCGGAUUCGAUAUUCUUCUUGACUCAAAGCUGAAGCCAUGGCUAAUCGAGGUUAAUAUCUCUCCAAGUCUUCAUUCUUCCAGUAGUUUAGACCUGGAUGUCAAGUCCCCCCUGGCUACAGAGGUUCUUAACAUGGCAAGAUACAAUAUACCAAACCGGAUACGAAUGCCACAACAGCGUGAGUUGGCUGAGAAGUUGGGGUAUAAAAACCUCCUAAUGCUGUGCCAGGAGAAACGUCUUUAUGUCACAGAUAUCUCCAAGGUUGAGAGGAUUAAACAUGAUUCAGUUGUUUCUUCUUUCCAGGAGUGUAAGGGUAGUGUAGCCCCACCCUCUAUCCUUGAUACUCUAACUCCAGAUGAUACAAGACAACUUGUUAUUUCAGAGGAUGAACUAGCAACCAGUAGAAGGUUUCAGCGGAUAUUUCCCACAUCAGAUACACACAGAUAUUUUAAAUACUUUGACAAACCCCGGUACUACAAUCUUCUACUUCAUGCGUGGGAACGCAAGUACUCUGGGUUGGAACGAGAGACCGGAAGAGCAGUUCUAGAAAAGCUUUGUCUUGCAAAACAUCAUCUGAAAGUUCCUGCAAAUGUUUACGUCAAGAAAACAUCUUCCGGACAACAGGCUAUUGAUAUUUCUGGGCUAGCAGCUCCAAGUGCCGAAUCUGAACAAAAGACUGAAUCCCUUGUUGAACCUGACACACUAAAAAGUACUGGCCUGCUUGAGACUGGACUAUUAAGAGUUGACGAUGGAAGACGAUUUUCAUCUGGAUCUGAGAUGGAUUGUGGAUCAGUAACUCCUUCACCACGUGGAACCCCGGAGCACUCUCAGCUUGCGGAAUUUUUGGCGGGGAACUCAGGGUUUGACGAAAUUUUAGCUGGAAAUGCGCCGGGUAGCGAAGUUCAUGUUAAAAACGUGACAAAUGAGAGAAAUGACAAUUUGCUGGAAAAUCCACAGAAAACCAUGACGGGUCAACUAAACUGUGACGUUAGUACAGAAGAGAUGAGCACACUGGACAAUAGAACAACCUCUAAUAAUCUCAUUAUUGACAACUAGGGAGGCCUCUACGGACUAAUAGGGAUCCUCCAUGGAUUCUAAGGAUUCAUCAACUAUGCAUAUAUGCAUGAAAUUGAGCACUAAAUAUUUUUAUCUUCACACUAAACAGAUAUGUUUUAUAUGAUAUUGACCUUAAAUACUCAUUUUUUUCAUUAUCAAGAAUGCGAAUCAUUUCAGA
Eurytemora carolleeae is the source of this 4142-nucleotide messenger RNA. RefSeq names its product tubulin polyglutamylase TTLL4-like. Gene Ontology annotation, biological process: microtubule cytoskeleton organization; protein polyglutamylation. The record is from RefSeq and is a predicted model, not a curated record. Gene Ontology annotation, cellular component: cilium. The coding region runs from base 1151 to 3964 and encodes 937 amino acids. Gene Ontology annotation, molecular function: tubulin binding; tubulin-glutamic acid ligase activity. The transcript has 26 exons. NCBI's taxonomy places the organism in Eukaryota, Metazoa, Arthropoda, Copepoda, Calanoida, Temoridae.